This is a messenger RNA of Solanum stenotomum, 1572 nucleotides long. RefSeq names its product F-box/kelch-repeat protein At3g23880-like. The transcript has 2 exons. NCBI's taxonomy places the organism in Eukaryota, Viridiplantae, Streptophyta, Magnoliopsida, Solanales, Solanaceae. The record is from RefSeq and is a predicted model, not a curated record. The coding region runs from base 82 to 1317 and encodes 411 amino acids. Gene Ontology annotation, molecular function: protein binding.
ACAUCCUUCUUACCAAAACUUCCCUUAAAAGAAUAUAUCAGUAGAAUUAGGUAUUCACAACUCAAAAUUUCUGCAACUCAAAUGGCUUCUAAAGCCGCCAAUCGCAGAAAAAGAGCUCCAUUUCCAUCAAAUCCAAUGGAAGAUUCGAACUUGACUGAAAUCCUGCCACCUGAACUCAUCACUGAAAUCCUUUUGAGGGUUCCCGUGAAAUCCCUCUUGAAAUUCAGGUCUGUAUCGAAAUUUUGGCUUGCUUUAAUCUCUAGCCGUGAAUUUAUCAAAAACCAUCUCAGUUUAUCAGCUAGUAAUCACCAUGUGCUUAUUUCUAUUCAGAAUAGAGAUUGUAAGUGGAAUUUCAAAGAAUGUCUUUUUAGGUCUUUAUUUAAUGACUCUGUUACUGAGGCUUUUGACUUGAAGUAUCCCAUUGAAGACAACAGUAAACUUAUCGAUAUUUUGGGUUCUUGCAAUGGAUUGAUUUUGCUUAUGGGUUAUAUAGGAUAUUUGCUUUUAUGGAAUCCAACAACUAGAAUGCAUAAGAAAUUGCCUAAUCCUAGACCUAGAUGGAAGAACUACUAUGACGAUUAUGGUUUUGGAUAUGAUGAGCUUCGUGACGAUUAUAAGGUAGUGGGUAUUUUUUAUAUAUCAGGCCGUUCACAUGGGAGUGAGGUCAAAAUAUAUAGUCUAAAAAGUGAUUCUUGGACUAAUAUUGAUUAUUGUGAUGAGGAGAUAUUAAAUACUGAUGACUCUGGUAGAACAAUGAGAUUAAGAGAUUCUGGUUUUUUUGCUAAUGGGAAGCUGCAUUGGGAUACGAUUACUUUUAGUCCUAAUUUCGAUGAUGUGCGUAAGUGCAGGAGAAUUAUUUGUUUUGAUUUAGCUAAUGAGAAAUGGGAAAAGGUGGAGAAGCCCUCGUAUGGAGUAGGAGAGACUGAUAUGUGUAUGGGAAUGUUGGGAAGUGAUUUUUGUGUCUUUAGGGAUUACAACAAAACUCAGUUAGGUGUUUGGGUUAUGAAUGGAUAUGGGGUUAAAGAGUCUUGGAUAAAGAAGUUUACCAUCACGUAUCCAAUUAAGAAAGAUUUAUGUCCACCUCUGUUCAUGUCAAAUAAAGGUGAAAUGCUGGUGGCAUUAAGAACAAUUACUUCCAUUAUGUACGAUUCAAAAGACGACGCAUUCAGAUAUCCACAUGUUAUUAACUGCAAUGACUUCCAUGGAGUGGCAAUAUACGUCGAAAGCUUAGUUUGUCCUUUUUCAACUGAAGUGACAGAGAAAGCAACAAAACAAAGGCCGAAAAAGCUCAGAUCAAAACAAUUGAGAAACAAAUAAUUUAUUAGACGUCGAAAGGUGGUGAAUGAUCAAAAGAGUUUGGAAAUGAAAGAGUUGUUCGUGUUCUCAAUCAGCUAUACUUUGCAUGUAUUGCAGUUCUUAAGUUUGUUUUACAUAGAUUCCAAACAGUAUUCGCGACAAGCCGAGGUUGGCUGUCAGUUGAUUUUUCCAGCUUAACUGCAUUUGUCACAAUGUUGUAUUUGAUAAUGCACUACCAUUACUUAUCUUGUUUCUUCAUGUACCAUAUUCAGUAAU